Messenger RNA from Paramecium sonneborni, 641 nucleotides. The record is from the annotation of a GenBank genome assembly. Lineage: Eukaryota; Ciliophora; Oligohymenophorea; Peniculida; Parameciidae.
AUGAUGAAUAAAUAUACUUUUUCCUGGUUUAAUAAUAAUUUGAUAAAAAUAAUUAUUAUUUAGAAAAUAGAAAUAAAAAUAAAAUUAAAAAAAUUAAAAUAAAUCCUAAAAUAAACUUCAUUCUUAAAAGAAAAGUACCAAUGGAAGCCAAAAUUAAAGAAAUCUCACUCCUAGAAGGACAAUGGUAUUUUACAUCUUUUGAUGAAGCAUAAGGUCUUACACACAAUAUAUUUAUUUAAUAUAAGGAUAAUGUGUUAAUACCUCAUAAAAUUAUAUUCAAUUUAAGGAGAUUAUAAUACAUUAAAAGAGAAAGUUGAUAUAGUGGUAAUAAGGCAAAACUUCUCUUUAUAUUUGUCAAAGAUUAAUGUAUUAGAAGAAAGAGUUGAACAAUAAAGGAAACAAAAGAAAUAUGUCCCCAUUAAAUAACACAUAUAUAUACCUGAAAAAUUAAAUAAGUAUUGAGAAUAAGUAUAAGAGAUUUACAAUAAUGAAGUUUAAGUACCUCUCAAUGCAAUGAAGAACAAUCAUAAUUUGCUAAAGAAUUAGAAGUACAACAAUAGAUGUUAGAUAUUUCUUUAAUUUAAUCUUCUAAUAAUAGUUUCCGAAUAGAAUUAUAAGAUAAGAUAGAUUCUUAGAACCAG